Messenger RNA from Kuraishia capsulata CBS 1993, 1725 nucleotides. RefSeq lists its product as uncharacterized. The transcript has a single exon. Bases 1 to 1725 code for a protein of 574 amino acids. Lineage: Eukaryota; Fungi; Ascomycota; Pichiomycetes; Pichiales; Pichiaceae. The record is from RefSeq and is a predicted model, not a curated record.
AUGACAACAGAAGUUCCCAGAAACAUCCCCAGUCGGAUGUCUUACAGAUCCCAGAGGGGUGAUCCAAUAAUAGAAUCAACCCCGGGAUUCUCGCACACCAACCAGUACAACACUGCAAUUACUGAUGUUCAGCCUCAGUAUUACACUUUCGAUCAAGUCUCUCCGUUUCAACAACUAAACACCACACAACCACACCAUUACAAUGACAGAUCAGCCAUGUACUACGACAAAAGUGGGAUCCCAUACCAGUCUACGGAUCUGGUUUUCACACAAGAUAACAAGCAAACCUUGUUCGGGAGGCUUAAGGGCAAAAAGGGACAUCGGUUCAGCCCAACUGCUGGCCAAUCAGAUGACAAUAUGAUUGAUCCCAUGCCCGUGGCUGCCAAUGUGAAUGCCUACACCCGUGGGGCAUGGAUGAGAAACUCCGUGGAUUACGACACAGAAAAUUGGAGUCCACCAGCACCGCGAAUAAUGGUGACAGAAGCAAAUGAAGGCACUUUUCGCUCAGAAAAUGGUAAUCGCAUUCCUUCUGGCGUUGUUUCAUUUGCAGGAGCCGAAUCGUCGGGGCCAUCUCCUUCUGCGAGACCUGAGUCGAUUCAGACCCGCAGAAAAGUUUCUGGACCUGGGCGCGAUUCUCCGCUGGAUUCUGAAGAUGUUCAAAGCCAGUGGGUACCAAACAAAUUGUGGACUUACGUUGCAUCUUAUCUGCCACAAGCUGAGGAAAAGGAGAAGGGACCGGAGCCAACGACUCAACCAGAAGAGCCAGAUCGCCAACAGGCACAAUCGGUGAUCAGAGAUGUUCCACCUUUGCCCGUACCUCCAGAAGACAAUCAACCUUUGACUAUUCCGGCUCCUAGGAACAGAAAAAAUUUUAGACAGAUUUGGGAUAACGCAAAACGGCUGAAGCGGACCAAGAAGGAAGUUGUGGGGAGACCAUUGACUUUUGAGGAGUUUUUCAGUAACACAGACGAUUUCAGUGUCCCACCUAUAUUCGAGAACAAGACUGGGUACAAAGAGAGCAGAGUGAAAUCCACGCUGCCAACCAGGACGUACCAGAGAAAGUACGAGGAGACCAUCAACGAUUCAUGCAACGGAUUGCACGAGAGGACCCGCCGCACAAGAGAGGUUUUCAUGAACGGAGUACAGAAAAGAGAGAGGGUCAGUGAGGAGACGGUCAAGUCUGUCAACUGGAGUACUUCAAAUGAUGUCAACGAAGAGGCAGCCUUGAACUACAUGAAAAAUAUCAGGGAUUAUCACGAGCUGAUGACUGGGAUGAAGUAUCCUUCAAAAAUACCUGAACUUGAAAGGCCAUCGCAACAGCUCAUUCCUGCAAUCAGGAAAAUGAAUCCAGCAAGACUAUUUGCUAGUUACGGCAGAUCGUCAAGAAAUGUACAAAAUGAUCAGGAUAACUUACCUCACACCGCACAGGUCGAAUCUGGGCCCAGAUUGAAACUUCUGGGUGCGCCUUCUCCAGAUUCCACCAUCAUGCUUUCGAACAUUCACAAUCUCCUCACCAAGAUCCCUUAUAUCGGUGGCUUUUUUGAACCAUUGUCCUCGAUUUCGAGCAGGUUUCCGGAAAUGCAAGUAGUGAUAGUUGGGGUCGAACUGUUGAUAUUUGCCGUUCUGCUGUACGAAAUACACAGGAUGAUAGAUAGCAUGACUAUGGUGGUUAUGACAUUCUGUUCUCCUUUUAUCACCUUUGUGAGGUUUUUUGGGUUUGUCUAG